Aspergillus candidus is the source of this 885-nucleotide messenger RNA. RefSeq lists its product as uncharacterized. The record is from RefSeq and is a predicted model, not a curated record. Gene Ontology annotation, molecular function: protein kinase activity; ATP binding. Bases 1 to 885 code for a protein of 294 amino acids. Gene Ontology annotation, biological process: regulation of mRNA processing; spliceosomal complex assembly; protein phosphorylation. The transcript has 7 exons. Lineage: Eukaryota; Fungi; Ascomycota; Eurotiomycetes; Eurotiales; Aspergillaceae.
AUGAUACUCUUCGACCCUGGAAAUAGUACUUAUCUUUCAUGUUUCCCACUUCUGGAUUCGACUUGGUUUGACUCUUCUGUACAGAUCGAAGAACAAAAUCUCCCAAAUUACUACCCUGAUGGGUACUACCUAGUGCGACUAGGAGGGGUCCUCAAUCAUAGCCCGCUUGGGAUCAGUUCUAGCAAACCUAUGCAGUGGAUUCCUGGCCAGGCGAUGACCCUCGAAGAUUUAAAACCGUGUAUCCGCCAGCUGCUUGUCAUAUUGGACUUUCUGCACUCCGAGGCCAAUGUGAUCCACACAGAUCUUCAACUCAAAAAUCUCCUUCUCCCGGUACCUGACCAACAGACGCUGUCCUCUUUUGAAGAGGCAGCACUAAAAGCACCAGCCGCUAGGAAGGAGCACGAUGAAGAUAUUAUGCCGAAUGUUUAUCGCUCUCCCGAGGUUAUACUCAAGAUGAAGUGGGCUACAAAGUUGAUAUAUGGAAUAUUGCCAUGGUUGUACGCAUGGGAUAUCGUCUGCCCUCAUACUCUCUUCGACGGUAGAAAUUUUGACGGCAUCUUCAAUGACCGCGUCCAUCUAGCAGAGUUAAUUGCGCUUCCAGGCCCUCCACCACAUGAAUUUUGCCAAAAGAGCAAAGUCAGUUCGGUUUUCUGGAACGAGCCUGGAAACUGGACUCAGUCAGUACCUCUCCCUAAUACAAGCCUAGAAUGCCUAGCUGUCAAAGUCCGGGGGGCCUACAAGCGGGGCUUCUUGCGAUGGCUUCGCACAGCUUUGCAGCGGAAUCCAGCAGAUAGACCUACAGCUUUGGAGUUCAUUUACGGUGAGUGGAUGAUGAAGGAGCUUAACCUACGGGGUUCCAAGCCAGUCAAAGAAAGGGACAACUAA